Messenger RNA from Dromaius novaehollandiae (emu), 469 nucleotides. It is a transcript of the gene RPL29, whose product is annotated as ribosomal protein L29. Gene Ontology annotation, molecular function: structural constituent of ribosome. The record is from RefSeq and is a predicted model, not a curated record. Gene Ontology annotation, biological process: cytoplasmic translation. The transcript is spliced from 4 exons. Bases 16 to 378 code for a protein of 120 amino acids. Gene Ontology annotation, cellular component: ribosome; cytosolic large ribosomal subunit. NCBI's taxonomy places the organism in Eukaryota, Metazoa, Chordata, Aves, Casuariiformes, Dromaiidae.
UGCAGCACCGGAGCGAUGCGGGCUUCCGGUCCGUCGGCGGCCCCAUUUCCCAUCAGGCCUGGCGGCACGCCCUUCUCUUCCGGAGGGGCGGCGGCAGUGGUUGCGCCAUGGCCAAGUCCAAGAACCACACCACGCACAACCAGUGUAAGUCGGGCCGCGGCGGGGCUCCGCCGGCCCGGGGCGGCCGGGCGCUUUGUCGCCCGUAAGUGGCACAGAAACGGCAUCAAGAAGCCCAGGUCACAGAGAUAUGAAUCUCUCAAAGGGGUCGAUCCCAAGUUUCUGAGGAACAUGAGAUUUGCAAAGAAACACAACAAAAAGGGGCUGAAGAAGAUGCAGGCCAACAAUGCCAAGCAUGCUGCUCUGCAAAAAAAAGACUGAUGUGGUUUAAGACACAGAACCGGUUUUUCUGUUGGCAUGUGUGUCACAGUGUUUUUGUACAAAUAAAAUUGGGCGUAACAAAGCUCAGGAA